ACCCUAAACAUUAUUACAAUGGCAUUCAAAUUCGUCACUUUGUUCGCUGCUCUCGUAGCUGUUGCCAGCGCCGGUGUUGUCCCAGCCACCCCAUUGGCCGCUGUCGAAGAAUACGAUCCUCAUCCCCAAUACUCAUACGGUUAUGAUGUCAAGGAUGCCAUCUCUGGUGACUCCAAGACCGCCGUGGAAACCCGUGAUGGUGGUUUCGUCCAAGGUCAAUACUCUUUGAAUGAUGCUGAUGGUUACAGACGUAUUGUUGACUACACCUCCGAUCCCAUCAACGGUUUCAACGCUGUUGUCCGUCGUGAACCUUUGGUAGCUGCUGUUGCCGCUGCUCCCGUUGUUAAGGCUGCCGUAGCUGCUCCCGUCGUUGCUGCCCCAGCUCCCGUCGUUAAGGCUGCCGUUGCUGCUCCCUUCACCUAUGCCGCUGCCGCCCCUGUCGUCAAGGCUGCCUACGCUACCGCUCCUUUCACCUAUGCUGCCCCAGCUGCUUAUGCCGCCGCUCCCGUAGUCAAGACUGUUGCCCCAGCCCACUUCGGUUAUGCUGCCCCAGCUGCUUAUGCCGCUGCUCCCGUCGUUAAGGCUGCCGUCCCUGCUCCCAUCGUUGCUGGCCCAGCUGUUGUAAAAACUAGCUUCGCAUCUCCCCUUAUCUCUUAUGCUUACUAGAUAAAAACGGAUCGACUGUGAUUGUUAGUUGUUAUUGCUGAAUAAAUAUAUGUGAUGAAUU
This is a messenger RNA of Musca vetustissima, 727 nucleotides long. RefSeq names its product larval cuticle protein A2B-like. Lineage: Eukaryota; Metazoa; Arthropoda; Insecta; Diptera; Muscidae. Gene Ontology annotation, cellular component: extracellular matrix. The record is from RefSeq and is a predicted model, not a curated record. Bases 19 to 666 code for a protein of 215 amino acids. The transcript has 2 exons.